Molecule: messenger RNA, 921 nt
Organism: Cavia porcellus (domestic guinea pig)
Lineage: Eukaryota; Metazoa; Chordata; Mammalia; Rodentia; Caviidae
Product: olfactory receptor 2AK2-like
Exons: 1
Coding region: 1-921 (306 amino acids)
Biological process (GO): detection of chemical stimulus involved in sensory perception of smell; G protein-coupled receptor signaling pathway
Cellular component (GO): plasma membrane
Molecular function (GO): olfactory receptor activity; G protein-coupled receptor activity
Source: RefSeq, a predicted model, not a curated record
AUGAAAACUGGAAACCAAAGUUCUGGGACAAACUUUAUGCUGGUUGGUCUUUUCCAAUAUGGCAGCAUGAAUGGUUUUCUCUUUGCUGCCAUUGUCUUCCUCUUCUUGGUGGCUGUGUUGGGUAAUAUCACCCUGCUCCACCUCAUCCGAGUGGACAGUAGGCUCCAUAUGCCCAUGUACUUCCUACUCAGUCAGCUCUCCCUCAUCGACAUGAUGUACAUCUGCACCACUGUGCCCAAGAUGGUAUCAAACUUCCUGGCAAAUACCAAGACCAUCACAUUCUUGGGCUGUGAGAUUCAGACAUUUAUGUUCGUGAGCCUUGGUGGAUGUGAAGCCAUUCUCUUAGGCUUCAUGUCCUAUGAUCGUUACGUAGCCAUCUGCCAUUCUUUGCACUAUCCUGUUCUCAUGAGCAAGAAGACCUGCUUCUCCCUGAUCAUGUGUACAUGGUGCAGCAGUGCUGUCAACUCCUUAAUACAUACACUGUAUGUCUUCCAGCUUCCUUUCUGUGGGUCUCGGCUCAUUAACCACUUUUUCUGUGAAAUUCCCUCUCUGCUGCCACUGGUAUGUGAGGACACCUCCCAUUAUGAGGACACCAUCCUGCUGAGUGGACUUAUUAUUCUGCUACUGCCCUUCCUGGCCAUCUUAGCUUCCUAUGCUCAAGUGCUCACUGUUGUGUUCCAGAUGCGCUUAGGCACAGGACGGACCAAAGCCCUUUCCACGUGUUUCUCCCACCUGAUUGUGGUGAGCCUCUUCUAUGUGACCACUCUCUCCACCUAUACUCGGCCACACUCCUUGCAUGACCCUGCCCAGGACAAGAUGGUGGCAGUUUUUUACAGCAUUGUCACACCUCUUCUGAACCCAUUCAUCUACAGCCUAAGGAACAAGGAGGUCCUGGGGGCCCUGAGCAGACUCCUGGGAUGA